UUGCGGCACGGUGCGUUAAAAUUUUCAAACUCAGACAAAAAGCGAUGCCCGACGUUCAACCAGUUUUUCCGAGAUUACGAGUCAAAUCAGCGUGCGGUUGAAGGAUCGCAGGAAUGUCUUAAUGGCCAGUCUGUGAAGGAUGAGGAGCAGUGCUCGGGCGAUAGCUCUGACGGCGACGGAGGCCCAACAGCUGUUGAACGGAGUUUGGCAGCGAUGUUAGGGACUGAAGACAACAACAACACAUCUGAUGAUGAUUCCAAAAACGAUGCAUUUUUGGAUCGAAUUUUUUCUGAUACUGGUGCAGAUGAUAAUGGUGAGCAGCAGACUGCAGAUAUUUCGGAGAGUAAUGGAGAAGCAGAAAUGGCUGAAAGUUCCAGCGAUUCUCGCGAAAAUUUGGAGAAAGGGCUUGCCGCGCCGAACAUCCACUCUGACUAG
Messenger RNA from Gongylonema pulchrum, 435 nucleotides. The record is from the annotation of a GenBank genome assembly. Lineage: Eukaryota; Metazoa; Nematoda; Chromadorea; Rhabditida; Gongylonematidae.